AAUGUUGAUAAACAGCUGGUGUGGCCCAAGUGCCAAAUUAAGUGAAGGUUGAUAUUCUAUUUGGUUUCAGGAAAUUCAUGUCAAUUUCAUCCAAUAUCUCGCAAUGGAUGUCCUUUCUCCCCAACUAGUAUGGGUCGGUCCUCGAUGCUAUCGUGUAAAUGGAAGCCAAACUCUCGAAAACUUUGCUACUCCUGCGGAGACUGGCUACGUAGAAGAAGAUUUAUAUUCUGACGAUGAAGAGGCAGAGGAUUUCAAAAUCGAGCUUACUGAUAAUCAACGCUAUAAGACUUCAUACCAUAUACCAUCUUUUUUCUUCUCACAAAUAAUCGGGUCAAAAGGUAUGACCAAGAAGCGCAUAGAAGCAGAAACUAAGACUCAAAUUCGAAUUCCCAAACCUGGUGUUGAAGGAGACGUGGUGAUAAUUGGCCCAACUGCAAAAUCAGUUGUUUCAGCGCGGCGAAAAGUUAAUUUGAUUGUUUUGGCAGCGAGGAAUAAGCAGCAGUUCACCCAUUUCUUGUGUGUGCCUUUCAAUAAUCAGGGGAUAAUCGACUCAUAUUCUAAGUUUAAAGGUCAAUUGCUGGCUGAAAAUAGAACAUUCGACGAAUCACUAUUCCAAAAUCCUAAAAAGUUGCAUCUAACACUUGUGACUCUAUCUUUGAUGGACAAUGAGGAUCGAGCAUAUGCGGCACAGUUACUGCAUGAAUGCCACGAAACCAUUAUCAAACCAACUUUAGAGGAUUGCGGACCAAUACGUGUUCAUCUCCGCGGACUUGAAUACAUGAACGACGAUCCCAGUGCAGUUGAUGUCCUCUAUGGAAAAAUCGAAUCAGAACCGUUACAAAUGAUCGCCGAUAAUAUGGCUGAUUAUUUCACGGCAAAGCGAUUGACUCAGAAGAAAACAGAAAGUGUUAAAAUGCAUGUUACUUUGAUAAACUCAUUAUUUCGCGAUGAUUUAAAUCAGCAGAAUGAAUAUGGGCAACAACAACGUCGUACUACAUUCGACGCGCGUUGGAUUAUGGAACGUUUUGGAAAGUUUGAGUUUGGCUCGUUUAUUCUUACAGAUAUUCACCUAUCACAACGUUAUUCUACCGCCUGUGAUGGAUUCUAUGAGGCCACUGCUAUUGUGAAAUUAUGAAUAAUUUAUCAAUAAAUUUUAUUCUUUUUUAAUAUAA
Messenger RNA from Hermetia illucens (black soldier fly), 1172 nucleotides. Its product is annotated as activating signal cointegrator 1 complex subunit 1. Gene Ontology annotation, biological process: DNA alkylation repair; regulation of DNA-templated transcription. Bases 104 to 1135 code for a protein of 343 amino acids. Lineage: Eukaryota; Metazoa; Arthropoda; Insecta; Diptera; Stratiomyidae. Gene Ontology annotation, cellular component: nucleus. The record is from RefSeq and is a predicted model, not a curated record. Gene Ontology annotation, molecular function: RNA binding. The transcript is spliced from 6 exons.